Molecule: messenger RNA, 987 nt
Organism: Aspergillus aculeatus ATCC 16872
Lineage: Eukaryota; Fungi; Ascomycota; Eurotiomycetes; Eurotiales; Aspergillaceae
Product: 60S ribosomal protein uL18
Exons: 6
Coding region: 1-987 (328 amino acids)
Biological process (GO): ribosomal large subunit assembly; translation
Cellular component (GO): cytosolic large ribosomal subunit; ribosome
Molecular function (GO): structural constituent of ribosome; 5S rRNA binding
Source: RefSeq, a predicted model, not a curated record
AUGCAGGCAGCGCUAAGCGAGGCCUUCCACAAAGUCAGCCCACGAAUUUUCCCUCCUUCUUCCUUUGCAGCCAACGUCGACAACUCGCCUUUCCACAAGCAGGUCAAGAACAGCGCUUACUACAGCCGCUACCAGACUAAGUACCGUCGUCGCCGUGAGGGUAAGACCGACUACUAUGCUCGUAAGCGCUUGAUCACCCAGGCCAAGAACAAGUACAACGCCCCCAAGUACCGCCUGGUCGUCCGCUUCACCAACCGUGACGUCAUCUGCCAGAUCGUCUACUCCGAGAUCUCCGGUGACAAGGUUUUCGCCGCUGCCUACUCCCACGAGCUCAAGCGCUAUGGCAUCACCAACGGUCUGACCAACUGGGCUGCCGCCUACGCCACCGGUCUCCUUGUCGGUCGCCGUGCCCUCAAGAAGCUCAACCUCGACGAGACCUUCACUGGUGUUGAGGAGGCUGACGGAGAGUACACUCUCACCGAGGCCGCUGAGACCGAUGAUGGCGAGCGCCGCCCCUUCAAGGUCGUCCUCGACGUCGGUCUUGCCCGUACCUCCACCGGUGCCCGUGUCUUCGGUGCCAUGAAGGGCUGCUCUGACGCUGGUGUCCUCGUCCCCCACUCCGAGUCCCGCUUCCCCGGUUUCGACAUCGAGUCCGAGGAGCUCGACGCUGAGACUCUCCGCAACUACAUCUUCGGCGGUCACGUCGCUGAGUACAUGGAGGGUCUCGCCGACGACGACGAGGAGCGCUUCCGUGGCCAGUUCCACAAGUACACCGAGGCUGGCAUCGAGGCCGGUGACAUCGAGGACCUCUACACUGAGGCCCACAAGGCCAUCCGCGAGGAUCCCUUCAAGAAGGACGAGGAUGCCGACUCCAAGAAGACCAAGGAGGAGUGGAAGGCCGAGAGCAAGAAGUUCCGCAAGGUCCGCCUCACCCACGACGAGCGCAAGGCCCGCGUCGAGCAGAAGAUCCGCGAGCUUGCCGCUUAA